GGCCGAAGAUGCAAAGGUGGCUAGCAUUAGGGACUGGCCAUGACCCCAGUCUGUGACUGAGGUCAAAUCAUUCUUGGGAAUGUGUGGUUAUUACCGCAACUUCGUGAAGAACUAUAGCACGAUCACAUCUCCCUUGACUGAUCUAACUCGACUUGACACACCAUGGGACUGGGCCGACGAGUGUGAGGCAGCGUUCAAAUGUUUGAAGCAUGCUCUCACGCACCGUGAGGUUCUCAUGGUACCCGACCCGCAAAGCCCAUUUGUUGUAACCACUGAUGCAAGCCAAUACGGCAUUGGCGCAGUGCUGGCUCAGCAGGACAGGAAAAAGUUGAGAUCGGUCGAGUACAUGAGCAAAAAGAUGCCAUCAAAGAAGUUGGCAAAGUCCACCUACGAAAGGGAACUCUACGCUCUCUACAAGGCAGUUGUCCACUGGAGGCGCAAUCUGUUAGGAAGGUUUUUCUAUUUGAGAACUGACCAUCAGACCCUCAAGUGGAUCAAGACACAACCGGUUCUCUCCGAUGCACUCAAACGCUGGAUUGAAGUCAUAGAUCAGUAUGACUUCAAACUAGACUAUGUGAAGGGAGAGUACAACAAGGUUGCAAAUGCGUUGUCUAGAAGGGCAGAUUACCUGGGUGCGCUGAUUUAUGAGUUUGGCCUAUCCGAGGACAUGACUCGAUCUAUGGAGGAAGCCUACAAGGAAGAUCCCAUCACGAUGGACAUCAUCAACAAACUUCAGGCUAAAAACAAGGCCACCACUGAUGAGUUUGUGAUGGUGGAUGGGUUGCUCUUUCUUGAGAAGGCAGGGUUUAAGAGAUUAGUUGUUCCAUCUAGGGAAGAUUUGCGUCGUUUAUUUUUAGGGCAGAGUAUCUCCAUGGACUUCAUGGAUACUCUCGUGACCAACAAGAAUGGCAAGAGGCACAUCUUCGUCAUAGUGGAUAGGUUCACUAAGUACGCUAGACUAAUCGCCACACCAGAGACUGGCAGGACUGAGCACGUCAUCAAGUUGUUCAUGGACAACUGGCAGACUGUCGAACACAUCAAGAAAUCUCAAGAAGUCAUGAUUGCUUAUGAGAACAAGCAUCGCCGACAGUCCACAUUUCAGGUAGGGGAACGUGUCUGGGUCAAGGCUAGUGAGUUGGGACAGGAGUUUGGCAUCUCUAGGAAACUAAUGCCUCAGUAUUUCGGUCCCUGGGAAGUCCUGGACAUUGUGGGGAAUGAUUUGGAUGGUCCCUCGUACGUCAUUCGUAUCCCUGGUCACUUACGCACUUACCCUGUUUUUCACGCCUCCAAGCUUGCACCUUUCGCUGAGACAGCACAAUUCCCAUCACGGAGAUCUAUGGUGCCCCCAACCAUGGAUGGUCACGUGGACGUUGACGAUAUCCUGGAUCACAGAGACACGCCUGUUUUUUCCAAGCCACCUGGCAGGGGAAGACCUCCCAAACCUGUGAGGGAAUACAGAGUACAUUUCAGGCAUCAUACAGAUCCUAAGGAAGAUCGAUGGAUUUCAAGGGAGGAACUUGUCAAGACAGCUCCUCAGAUCAUGGCAGAUUAUGAGAAGAAACUGAAGGGGAAGGCACCAGCAUGAAGCAUCUCAGCGGACUUUCGAAGCU
Molecule: messenger RNA, 1610 nt
Organism: Chara braunii
Lineage: Eukaryota; Viridiplantae; Streptophyta; Charophyceae; Charales; Characeae
Source: the annotation of a GenBank genome assembly